This is a messenger RNA of Eimeria maxima, 1014 nucleotides long. Its product is annotated as nucleosome assembly protein, putative. Gene Ontology annotation, molecular function: chromatin binding; histone binding. Bases 1 to 1014 code for a protein of 337 amino acids. Gene Ontology annotation, cellular component: nucleus; chromatin. Gene Ontology annotation, biological process: nucleosome assembly. The record is from RefSeq and is a predicted model, not a curated record. The transcript is spliced from 8 exons. Lineage: Eukaryota; Apicomplexa; Conoidasida; Eucoccidiorida; Eimeriidae.
AUGGCUCAGGACAAAAAAGACGUGGAGGCCCUCAGUGGGGCCCUCCAAAGAGUCACUGUUGAUGGAGGGGACAAUUCUUUGGCGGGUGUAGAGGAGUCUCUCUCCCCAUCAGAGAGAGCAGCAGUCCUUAAACUUAAACAGCUGCAGGGUUUACCGAAUUUUUGGCUGCGUGCAUUAAAAGCAAAUAGAUUAUUAGCAGAUGUAAUUGAGGAACAUGAUGAGGGUCCCCUCUCUUAUCUACAGGAUAUAAGAUGUGAAUGGUUAGUACCUAAGGAGGCAGCAGCAGCAGCAGCAGCAGGUGAUACAGCAGGAGCAGCAGCAGCAACUGCAGCAGCAGCAGCUGCAGCAGCAGCAGAAGGAGAGGAAAAUAAUACAACAAUUGAGGGUUUACAUGGAGAAAGUUUCCGAUUAGUGUUUACAUUUAGGGAAAACCCUUAUUUUUCUUCCUUAGUAUUAAAAAAAGAGUAUAUAUUAGGUGUAUGUACACCUAGCGGUGAUAAUAAAGGAGGAGCAGCAGCAGGAGGAGCAGCAGCAACAGCAGGAGCAGCAGCAACAGGUGCAGCAGCAGGUGCAGCAGAAUUAAUAAAAUGUAUUAGUAAUAAGAUAGAAUGGUAUAAGGAGAAGGAUAUAACAAAAAAAAUAAUAAUAAGGAAACAAAGGAAUAAAAAAACUAAACAAAUAAGAACAAUAACAGAGACUGUUAAUAAUAAUUCUUUUUUUAAUCUAUUUAAUUGUCAUGAUAUACCUUCCGAUGAUAAAUUACAACAAAUGGAUGAAAAAGAGGUCGAAGAAUUGCAGAUGGUUGUUGAGGCUGAUUACGACAUUGGCAUAACUAUCAGAGACAAGAUAAUUCCUCGUGCAGUUGAAUGGUAUUUAGGCCAAGUAGAUGACGACUCGGACUUUGAUGAUUAUGACAUAAAUGAUGAAGAAUUCGACAGCGAGGAGAGCGAAGAAGAAGAAGAUUCUUCGGAUGAAGAACCACCCAGAUCACACAAAGGGCACCAUCGCCAUUGA